This is a messenger RNA of Zootermopsis nevadensis, 2533 nucleotides long. RefSeq names its product zwilch kinetochore protein (gene Zwilch). Gene Ontology annotation, cellular component: RZZ complex. NCBI's taxonomy places the organism in Eukaryota, Metazoa, Arthropoda, Insecta, Blattodea, Termopsidae. The record is from RefSeq and is a predicted model, not a curated record. Gene Ontology annotation, biological process: protein localization to kinetochore; mitotic spindle assembly checkpoint signaling.
GUCGAACGAACAAAACCUGUAGUCAGGAAGUUACAUUUGGUGGUGUGGUGAUAGGUACUGCCAACUUCGUUCUCACCAUAAUGGAAUUUGUUACUUUUCAUUCAAUUGUUCCCUUAACCCCUCUUCUUUUCUUUUUCUAAGACAUUCCCAAUUCAUGUGAGUCGUCUGUUCGUCACUAUUUCCUUCCGAAAGUAAACCCUAGAGGUUGCGUUUUGUUAAUUAUAAACGUUGGUUCCGUAAGCAUGCUGAACAUUGGCACGUACAAGUGGAACCGGAAAAAGACAUUUUAGCGGGAUUCUUCGAGUGUCUUCAUUCAUUUUUAUUAUGUAUGCAAAGAGGAACGUAACAACAAAUGGAGUCUCAGCACCAGACUGUAGUGUAGACUUGGAUCUGACAGGUUCUCCUUUGGCAUUCCCAUUCAUUUCCUGUGAUUAUGAUGUUGAUGACACAUUUAUUAGUGAACCAAUAAAAAACUGGCAGAAAGAUGAAGAGAGUCAAGGCUCACUCUCUGUAAUUAAAGCCAGGAAGAUACUAAGUCUAUGCAAUCUGCAUACACACCAUUGGAAAGUGCCUAUUUGGGUAGUGUGUGAUGGUUCAGAUUAUCAGCAAAGCAUUUUGCUAUCAACAUUCUGUGACAGAAAGAGUGGCUGGGUGACUCGUAACUCUGUGAAAUUGUUGGGGCACUGGAGUUACACACAGGCUGAAGAAUAUGCAGUUAAUGUGAGGAAAGAACACCUUUCCAUAUCUAGAAUUCCAGGAUGUGAGGUGAAAAUUCUUACGACACAAGUGUAUAACAUUCUAAGUUCUACAGGCCACUUUGGAAAGUCUGCACAGUGCAAUAUAUCAGUUCAUCUGUCAUGGUCUAGUUCAUCCCUUGUGGCCUCACCUCCACUGUAUGCAAAUGCUGUUGUGGAAAUGCUUAUUGUGGUUGGGCAACCAACCAGUGCAGCAUAUGAGUUGUGGAAACAGUUGAAGCUACUGCACCAGCUUGUUACUGUGCUGGCAGUAUCUAAAGAGAAGCAGGAGAGUGGCUGUAUAGAUCUGCCUGGGUUAGAAUAUGGUAAUGGGAACAGUGCUAGAACAGAAACUACUGAUGUAAUUAGCCUGCUACAUGAGAUGGAUUACAUUGGUGUGAAAUACCAAGGCACUACAUUUUAUGGAGAGAAACCUGCAACUGCAAUGCCUCUAAAUCAAUUAGUUCAACAAGCUGUUUCUAGCAAGUCAACACUCUAUCUGGACUUUGUACAUCAUCUGUUUUUGUUACUUGCAAAUUGCAGGGACUCUGUGAACUUGGCCAAAUGUUUGUUGCUUGUAUUUCAAGAAGUACAGUCUGGAGAUGCAAAAUUGUUUGUACACCCUAAGAACCCUACCAGAAUUGCUCAUAUUCUCAGAGAGCUGAUGCGUGGUAGUUUGUCACUACCUGAGAUAAGUGGGAUCAGAUCAGUAGAAUUACUGAUUGAGAUUGGACUGGAAAAAAUAUCAAAGGAUUAUACACAUAUUUUCUUAAGUUCUGGUGUAGCAACUUUAGAGCAGUUGAAAUUGCCCUCUUGUAAUAUAAAUGAAUUGAAUGAAGUGUGCAAGAAGCUUGAUGUUUUAGGCAGGCUUCAAGUUACAUUGGAAAUUCUUCUUCUGGCUGAAUCUCAAAUGAAGUUUUCUGUGAGCAGCUUGCAAUCACUCGCAACUUUUGGUCUGAGCAAUUUUCAGACACAGGUUGAAUCAUUCUCAAAACUGUUGGAAGUAGACAACAUAAAGUUCCAAGCACCAGUUUCCAUGAAGGAACUACAGUGCCUCAUUACAAGCAAAUAUUCCAGCUCAUGUAUGCAGCUCACUUCUGACGGGGAUAAAUACAAAGUACGGACUGUCCUACACUGCAGUGCUUUUCCAAUUUUUCCUUUUGUUUCACCCGAUUCUUCAGAUUCCCAGUUGUGUGACGAAAGUGGUAUUCUUAGCAAGGAUCUCCAUUGCAGUCAGCUGACUUGUCUUUCCAACAAACUGUUAUCAUAUCAAGUCACGAUUAAAGAUGAAGGAAGGUCACAGUGAAUUAUUAGCUUAUCAGGUGGAAAUUCUUCCUUUUCUUCCACAUCCUCUGGGAAGAAUGCCUCAUAGUCUUUCUUACCAUCAUCAACAUUAUCACUGAUAUAUAUUGGUCCCAGCUGACAGAAUGACAGAAGAGGAUCACUUCGUUUGCGACUUACUACGAGGACUAGUGUUUCACCACUUACAUAUAAAAAGAAAGAAAGAAAUUUAUUGUUUUGUAACUUUAAUGCAUUAAUCAGAAAUCAUAAUUAUAAUUAACAUGUUAAUGAGAGUUAUGAUACGAGACAUUUUUAUCUAUAGAAAGAUUUUACUGUGUGUGUGUAUGUCCACAUGCUAUGUCUCUCUUCUGCUGUUUGAAUUGAUUAUCCUAAAAUAUUUGGUGAAUUAUAAAACUCCUUAUUUUGUAGUUUUCUCUAGCCUGCUCUUACUUCCUGUGGCUUAGGUCCAAAUACUCUUCUCAACCCCCUUUUUCAAAUUAAAAAGUUAUUGAGAAUCA